Molecule: messenger RNA, 678 nt
Organism: Strongylus vulgaris
Lineage: Eukaryota; Metazoa; Nematoda; Chromadorea; Rhabditida; Strongylidae
Source: the annotation of a GenBank genome assembly
AUGCCUUGCUUAUUAUUGUCAUCCACCUCUCAAGCUGUCACACCAACGCCACUGAACAUCAACGGCUCGGCCACAGAAGGGAGUUCGGCCACGCUUGUACAAAACAAUGGCAAAUCUGAGCGUAAUCGAGCCUUUGGGAAGACUUUCCUUACCCGACCAAUAUGUGUACAGUCGUUUACCACUAAAACUCUACAAAAUCAUCUGGCUGUAUCCGAUAGCUGCGGAGGAGUUUAUAUCACUGAUGUGGAGGGAAAUAUCAAAGAGCAUCUACCUAUCGAUACCCUGGGUUAUCUUCUAGGAGUUUAUAUCACCGAUGUGGAGGGGAAUAUCAAAGAGCAUGUGCUUGUAAAGAACUCAUCCGCUAGUUCUGUAGCUAUUGAUGAGAAGAGAGUUUAUAUCACUGAUGUGGAGGGAAAUAUCAAAGAACAUGUGCUUGUAAAGAACUCAUCCGCUAGUUCUGUAGCUAUUGAUGAGAAGAGUGAUGUGAUGUACGUAAGCAUAAUGCAAUCUAAAGGCCGUUCCGUUCACGUUUUUGACAUUGCAAAUGGUUUUAAGAAACUAGACAUAAUUGUAUGCCCGAAGGAUCCCAAAAUAGAAAUGAGCAGAACACGAUGGCUCACGGUUGGCCCACGCGGCCAACUGUUCAUGGUCAGCGGCGACAAUGCAAAGAGCGCCUUA